UGCCCUGUGGCUUCCUCAGAGCCCAGUGUUCCUGGGACGUCCCCUAUUUGAAGAAAUUAGGAUGGAACAUGACAACCCAACCAUCAGACCUCGUCGGAUCCAGAACCAGAACGUCAUUUACCGUUUAGAACGUCGAAGGAUCACCUCUGGCAAAAUUGGCACACAUUGGCACCAGGUCCGCAUUUUUCAUCAGAACGUUUUCCCCAAUUUUACCGUGGUCAACGUAGAGAAGCCGCCCUGCUUCUUACGAAAGUUUUCCCCCGAUGGAAGAUACUUCAUUGCUUUCUCCUCAGAUCAGACGUCUUUGGAGAUCUAUGAAUAUCAAGGAUGUCAGGCGGCAGAGGAUCUCCUCCAGGGCUAUGAUGGAGAGAUCUUGGCCAAUGGCAACGAUCAGAGGUCCGUCAACAUCCGUGGGCGGCUCUUUGAACGGUUCUUUGUCCUUCUUCAUAUCACCAACGUGGCCUCCAAUGGGGAGCACUUGAACCGUGAAUGUAGCUUGUUUACAGACGAUUGUCGGUACGUCAUUGUCGGUUCUGCUGCCUAUCUGCCCGAGGAGCCCCAUCCUCCCUUUUUCGAGGUGUACCGCAACAGUGAAUCAGUGACUCCUAAUCCCAGGUCUCCUUUGGAAGAUUAUUCUUUGCACAUUAUAGACCUUCACACUGGUCGGUUGUGUGACACCCGGACCUUCAAAUGCGACAAAGUCAUCUUAUCCCACAACCAAGGACUCUACCUGUAUAAGAAUAUCUUGGCUAUUCUCUCCGUGCAGCAGCAAACAAUUCACGUCUUUCAGGUAACGGCUGAAGGUACCUUCAUUGAUGUGCGAACUAUAGGGCGCUUUUGCUACGAGGAUGACCUUCUCAUGCUCUCUGCUGUCUACCCAGAGGUCCAGCGGGAUUCACAGACAGGAAUGGCCAACCCCUACAAAGAGCCGUUCAUCAAUUCUCUGAAACACAGGCUGUUAGUCUAUUUGUGGCGAAGGGCAGAGCAAGACGGGAGCGCCAUGGCUAAAAGGAGGUUCUUCCAAUAUUUUGACCAGCUAAGGCAGCUCCGCAUGUGGAAGAUGCAACUGUUGGAUGAGAAUCAUCUCUUCAUCAAAUACACAAGUGAGGAUGUAGUCACACUGCGAGUGACGGAUCCUUCACAGCCUUCCUUUUUUGUGGUGUACAAUAUGGUGACCACCGAGGUGAUCGCCGUCUUUGAGAACACGUCCGACGAGCUGCUGGAACUCUUUGAGAACUUCUGUGACCUCUUCCGCAACGCCACUCUCCACAGCGAGGCUGUUCAGUUCCCGUGCUCGGCCUCAAGCAACAAUUUUGCCAGGCAGAUCCAGCGCCGUUUCAAGGACACCAUUGUCAAUGCAAAGUACGGGGGACACACAGAGGCUGUGCGACGGCUCCUGGGUCAGCUUCCCAUCAGCGCACAAUCGUACAGUGGCAGCCCUUACCUUGACCUCUCUCUCUUCAGCUAUGAUGACAAAUGGGUUUCGGUCAUGGAACGUCCCAAAACAUGUGGUGACCACCCAAUCAGAUUUUAUGCCCGAGAUUCUGGUCUGCUGAAGUUUGAAAUCCAAGCGGGACUUCUGGGUCGACCCAUCAACCAUACUGUCCGGCGCCUAGUGGCAUUUACCUUCCACCCUUUCGAACCCUUUGCUAUCUCUGUGCAGCGGACUAACGCAGAGUACGUUGUCAACUUCCACAUGAGGCAUAGCUGCACGUAGUUUUGCUCCGCUGUGGACACUGAAUAGAGACAUUUUAUUAUUUUUUUCCACGGAUACCCCAAAGCCAACGUCAGGCUGACGGAAACCAAAACACUAAGCCUCUUUGGAGGGGUGCUGUUUCAGCCCUGUGAGGUUUGAACCUCACGGGCACGA
Molecule: messenger RNA, 1870 nt
Organism: Protobothrops mucrosquamatus (brown spotted pit viper)
Lineage: Eukaryota; Metazoa; Chordata; Lepidosauria; Squamata; Viperidae
Gene: DET1
Product: DET1 partner of COP1 E3 ubiquitin ligase
Exons: 4
Coding region: 62-1717 (551 amino acids)
Biological process (GO): protein ubiquitination; positive regulation of proteasomal ubiquitin-dependent protein catabolic process
Cellular component (GO): nucleus; cullin-RING ubiquitin ligase complex
Molecular function (GO): ubiquitin protein ligase binding; ubiquitin-like ligase-substrate adaptor activity
Source: RefSeq, a predicted model, not a curated record